GUGUGUGUGUGUGUGUGUGUGAGAUGGGAUCUGCCCUGGGCAGAGGACAAGCAGCCAGGAGCAGGGAAAGAAAAACUAAAGAAGCCAGGAAGGCCAGACUCAAUAGUAAGGCUAACCUGAAGAAGUUUAUGGAGUACAUGCAGCAGAGGAACAUUGAAAAAGUCUCAAGGUUCCUGGAGAAAGGCCUGGACCCCAACUUCCAUGAUCCAGACACAGGAGAAUGUCCUCUAACACUGGCAGCACAGCUGGAGGGAUGUGCAGAGCUCAUCAAGGUGCUGAAGAGUGGAGGGGCGCAUCUGGACUUCAGAACAAAAGAUGGCAUUACUGCCCUACACAAGGCCGUGCGCAGCAAGAACCAUACAGCGCUUAUAACGCUGUUAGACUUGGGGGCAUCGCCUGACUAUAAAGACAGUAGGGGGUUGACUCCUCUCUACCACAGCUCGAUGGUAGGAGGAGACCCCUACUGCUGCGAGCUGCUGCUGCAUGAUCAUGCACAGGUCGGCUGUGUGGAUGAGAAUGGCUGGCAGGAGAUACACCAGGCAUGCCGCUAUGGCCACGUGCAACACCUGGAACACCUGCUGUUCUAUGGAGCUGAUAUGAGUGCCCAGAAUGCAUCUGGAAACACCGCCCUGCAUGUGUGUGCUCUCUACAACCAGGAUAGCUGUGCACGAGUUCUCCUGUUCCGGGGAGCCAAUAAAGAGAUAAAGAACUACAACAGCCAGACCGCCUUUCAGGUGGCUAUUAUAGCAGGAAACUUUGAUCUGGCUGAAAUCAUAAAGGUCCACAAAGUAUCAGAUGUCGUGCCUUUCAGGGAGAGCCCCUCCUACACCAACCGCCGACGUGCGAUUCCUGGCCCCCUGCCCUCGCCACGUUCCUUGCUCCGCUCCGCAAGUGACAACAACCUGAACGGGGACCAUGAUCACCUCCACAGUCAGGCCCCCAGAGAAAUGCGUGGCCGUCAGGGUCACUCCCCUGUCCCCUCACUGCGCAGUCUGCCAGCUUUUGGGCAGCAGCACAGCAGCCUUGGAGAGAGCCGUCAUGGAGAGAUCCCUGACAGCAGUCUCCAGAGUACAGGCAGCUCCAGGUCCUCCCAUUCCCGCUCGCCUUCGCUACAUCACAUGCAUGAAGAUGAUAAGCCAAUUGCCAGACGGUCCCACAGCCAUGGCUACCCUCACGGACAUGGCCAUCGUGGAAGGCUCAGCCCCGGCUCAGUGCAGCGAGACCCAAGCCCCCCUCAUCACACCCCUCCAGCGCUGACGGGCCCCCGCGGGCCCAAGCGGAAACUCUACAGUGCUGUCCCAGGACGUACCUUCAUUGUGGUCAAGCCCUACACGCCACAGGGGGAGGGAGAGAUCCAACUCAACCGUGGAGAGAGAGUCAAAGUGCUGAGUAUAGGGGAAGGAGGUUUCUGGGAAGGCACGGUCAAAGGGAGGACAGGCUGGUUCCCAGCAGACUAUGUGGAAGAAGUUCAGAUGAGGCAGUAUGACCCACGGCUUGAGACUCGGGAGGACCGCACUAAAAGACUGUUCAGACACUACACUGUGGGAUCCUACGAUAACUUCACCUCAUACAGUGACUAUAUCAUAGAGGAGAAGAAUGCUGUUUUACAGAAGAAAGAAAAUGAGGGGUUUGGCUUUGUCCUGCGGGGAGCAAAAGCCGAGACGCCCAUUGAGGAAUUCACCCCCACCCCAGCGUUCCCUGCCCUUCAGUACCUGGAGUCUGUGGAUGUGGAGGGAGUGGCCUGGAGGGCUGGUCUGAGGACAGGAGACUUUCUCAUUGAGGUAAAUGGAGUGAAUGUAGUGAAGGUGGGCCAUAAGCAGGUGGUGUCCUUGAUUCGGCAAGGGGGCAACAGGCUGCUGAUGAAGGUGGUGUCUGUCACACGCAAACCUGAGUCUGAGGAAGUCGUUCGCAAGAAAGCACCCCCGCCACCCAAAAGAGCUCCCAGCACCACCCUGACACUUCGCUCUAAGUCCAUGACCGCUGAGCUGGAAGAACUGGCUUCUGCUCGGAGGAGAAGAGGAGAGAGACUAGAUGAGAUGUUGGCAUCCCAGGAGUCUAUGUUGCGUUCUCAGCCUUCAGAGACAGAUUACAGAGCAGCCACUGUCAAACAACGGCCUACCAGCAGGAGAAUAACACCAGCAGAGAUCAGUUCACUGUUUGAGAGACAAGGGAUGACUCUACAUGGAGGUCUUCACCCAGGCAUUGAGAGAGGUCACAUACCACUACCAAAGGGGAUGUCCAGGACCAAGUCUUUUGGUGCCACUGAGGAGGAUCGGCUGUCUGCCCUUGCAGGCGAGCACAGAUUUCCCCGCAGUUCCUCUAUGACAGACAGCCUUCGAGACCACUCACAGCCCCAUCCCAUUCCUCCACCGCCACAAAUGGCACCUCCUCCUCCUCCCUACUACCUUGACACUGGUCCUCCCCCAGCUUUCUGUCCCCCUCCUCCCCCAUCUAGGACCCAAAGUCAGGGCCAUGAGCCUGGAGGACGCUCCAGCUUCAAACCCUCCUCCUUGGACCUACCUUACGAGGCCGCUCAGCGGCAGGCCACACACAUUGAGAGACAGAAGAAAGCCCGCUCCAUGAUCAUCCUCCAGGACUCUUCUCAUCUACCUGUAGAGCCCACAGAAAUUCCCCGUCCUUCUGCUGCUAUACCACCUGAGCGAAUCAAAAGGAAGGGUCGGGUUAUUGACAACCCUUAUGCUAAUGUAGGUCAGUUUAGCAUUGGACUGUACACACCCACCAAACCCCAGAGGAAGAAAAGUCCUCUGGUGAAACAACUACAGGUGGAAGAUGCACAAGAAAAAGCUAGUUUGGCCUUAGCUGCUGCCCACUCCAGAGAGAGCUCACCCUCAGGACGACACCCACAUACUCAUGGGCACACACACACCAGCCGUGCAGACUACUACCAGCAGCAGCUGAUGGCUGAGCGAGAGCGUAUGCGUGCCCAGGGAGAGAUGAUGUUUCAGGGUAAGGGUCCCUUCGCUGCUGCGAUUGCUGGAGCGGUGAAAGAUCGUGAGCGUCGCCUAGAAGAACGGAGGAAAUCCACUGUCUUCCUUUCUGUUGGGACCAUGGAAGGGGCGUCCACCACCAGCUCUGACGCCCCCUCUCUGACUCAGUCUCACUCCAUCGAUGAAAGAAUGCUCACCCGAGAGCUGGGACAGCUGCCUCCCCCGGCCUUGGCCCUGAGCCCUUCACCUAGUGGGACCACCUUUAUCCAUCCGCUCACAGGAAAGCCCCUGGACCCCAACUCUCCACUGGCUCUUGCGCUGGCCGCAAGAGAGAGGGCACUGACCUCUCAGUCCCCAACUAGUAGCCCAGAGCCCAGGACUAAACAGGAGCGAGCAGGCCAGGGCGUAAUAUUCACUGACCCUCAGACCAAAGAGUCUCCACAUGGGGAAGGGGCACACACACCUCCCCCUUUCUCGCCCAGUGGCGCCAAGGCUGCAGGGUAUGGAGUUCCCCCAGCAUCUGUUUUAGUUCCCCAGCCCACUAAACCCCAGUGGGCCACAUCACCAUCACCUGUAUCAUUCCGGCAGGAGAUGGAGGCCAGAGUAGAGGAGAGAAAGGAGGAGAAGAGACUAGAGGAUAAAAAAAGUAUGUUGAUCAGUAUUAUGGAUACGUCGCAGCAGAAGACAGCAGGGCUAAUCAUGGUCCAUGCUACCAGUAAUGGCCAGGCAGUUGGCGUGGGUUCAGAACUAGAACAGACACUCGCCCCAACAUCCACAGAGCCCAGCAAAUCUCCAAGUCCACGGGCUAAAUCCCCUAGUCCCACAGUCUCCCAGCCCCAGGCCCAGGCCCAGCUCCAGGCCCAGCCUCAAAGUCAGCGUCCUGCCAGUCCAGCCCAGGACAAGAGUCUGGCUCAGGGAAGUUCAGAGGAGGAUGUGGAUCCGUACACAGUGACCCUGCCCCCUGCAAUGUUGUCCUCCAGUGAUGAGGAAACAAGAGAGGAGCUCCGUAAAAUUGGAGUUGUUCCACCACCGGAUGAGUUUGCUAAUGGGCUGCUGGCUCAGGCACAGGGGACACCAGUGUCCCCAACUAAACCUGCCCACUCUAUCACUACCCCUACAACAUUAACACCCCAAACUCCCACAACCCCAACUGUGACCUCCACCCAGCCUCAGCCCCCACCUCCAUCCAGUGCAGCAGCCGUCUCAGGGAAGCCCUCUGACCCUCUGGAGCCCCCACCGGUAGGUGAGUCUGGCUCUGCGGCUGACUCAGGCGUGGAGGAGGCUGAUACCCGCAGCUCCAGUGAGAGAGAGCGAGACCACCACCUCGAGACCACCAGCACCGUCUCCACAGUUUCCAGCAUGUCCACACUGUCCUCAGAAAGCGGCGAGCCUGCCGACACACACACCACGCACACCUCCUAUGCCGACGGGCAGACCUUUGUGCUCGACAAGCCGCCAGUGCCUCCCAAGCCCCGGCUCAAGUCCCAGAUAGGAGGCAGUAAAGGCCCUGUCACCUUCAGGGACCCUCUGCUGAAGCAGAGCUCUGACAGCGAGCUGCUAUCACAACAACAGGCUGCUGCCCUGGCUGCUGCUGCAGCUGGAGGAGUUGGGCUGCCCUCAGGUGGUUCAGCGUCAGUGACUGGACUAGCCCCCACCAAGCCACGCUACCUCUUCCAGCGGAGGUCCAAGCUGUGGGGGGACCCAGUGGAGCCUCGUGGGCCGGGGGUGGGGCUAGGUAUUGGGAGUUUGGGCAAUCUUGGUGGGCUGGGACUUGGGCUGGGUGCAGAUGAGGGAGCAAAACCAUCUGUUAUGGGGGAACUCAGUUCACGACUACAGCAGCUAAAUAAAGACACUAGGUCAUUGGGAGAGGAACCAAUGGGAGCAUCACUUGACCCUGGGAGGAAGUCACCAGUGGCAGGUGCCAGUGGAUAAUCCCUCUUGGUUCUUGCAAUAAGCCCACUGGAAGAGAGAUUGCAAACACAGAGGCUUUUAUUAUUUAAAAGCAAACAUGUUUUAUAGACCAGGAUUUGGAGUCUAUUUCAGUAUGAAAUCUGAUAGUAUUUCACUGCAAAGAGGGAUACGUACAGUCAAAAACAGCAGCUUUAAGUUUUAGUUCUGUGUAUGAUGUGGUUUUACUCACAUUUUAUGUGCUAAUGAAUCCAUGUUUAAGCCAAUCCACUGUGAUGGUAAGUUAUAAUGAGAUUAUAGGUCACCAGCAUUGCUGGCAUUAGCUUCCCUAACACUAUUAGUGUAACAACAUUGUUAAUAUGUGCUGUAACUUUCCAUGAGUCAUAUAAAGAAGUGAAGACAAACCUGCCUCUCACGCAGUGACACCAUGGUUAUCUGAAGCGUCUGAUGCACAGUGCUGUUU
Messenger RNA from Micropterus dolomieu (smallmouth bass), 5319 nucleotides. RefSeq names its product SH3 and multiple ankyrin repeat domains 3a (gene shank3a). Gene Ontology annotation, molecular function: ionotropic glutamate receptor binding; synaptic receptor adaptor activity. The transcript has 22 exons. The coding region runs from base 24 to 4880 and encodes 1618 amino acids. Gene Ontology annotation, cellular component: dendritic spine; postsynaptic membrane; postsynaptic density. NCBI's taxonomy places the organism in Eukaryota, Metazoa, Chordata, Actinopteri, Centrarchiformes, Centrarchidae. The record is from RefSeq and is a predicted model, not a curated record.